Epinephelus moara (kelp grouper) is the source of this 4267-nucleotide messenger RNA. It is a transcript of the gene avpr2b.1, whose product is annotated as arginine vasopressin receptor 2b, tandem duplicate, 1. Lineage: Eukaryota; Metazoa; Chordata; Actinopteri; Perciformes; Serranidae. Gene Ontology annotation, molecular function: vasopressin receptor activity; peptide binding. The record is from RefSeq and is a predicted model, not a curated record. Gene Ontology annotation, biological process: regulation of systemic arterial blood pressure by vasopressin; positive regulation of vasoconstriction; G protein-coupled receptor signaling pathway. Gene Ontology annotation, cellular component: membrane. The transcript has 2 exons. The coding region runs from base 271 to 1344 and encodes 357 amino acids.
CUGCAGAGAUGAGGAGAUAUAAAGCCUCUGCUGGCUUUACUAUCGCUACACUUUCUGCCUAAAGACGUUCAACACCUGUCGCUUACUGGACUUUUAACCACUAAAACUCCAACAGCAUUUUUCCCCAAGGGAACGACCUUUUCAUAAAAUAUUCAGAAGUUGAAUUUCGACUGUCUGCUUACAUAUUUUGGUAGUUCUUAAAUCCCCCCAACUUCAACUGGAUUCACCUGGAAUGGUCAACGGUGCACAGCUACUGGUCUGGGUGGAAACAUGGAUUGGUUCAUUGUAAACAUGAGUAACAUCAGUUUGGAGAGCGUGCUACCUGGGGAUGAGCCGCGAGAUGAGCGCUUGGCUCAAAUAGAAAUAGCUAUUCUGUCCAUCAUCUUCAUCACUGCAGGAAUCCUAAACUUCGGGCUCUUGUUGGUGCUGUGGAAGCGGAGGAAGCAGCUCUCCAGGAUGCGCGUCUUUGUUUUCCACCUGUGCGUCGCCGACCUGGUGGUCACAUUCUUCCAAGUUUGUCCGCAGCUCAUAUGGGACAUCACGGACAGAUUCGUCGGGCCAGAUAUAUUGUGUCGCGCAGUGAAGUACCUGCAGGUGGUCGGGAUGUUUGCCUCAACUUAUAUGAUCGUAGUGAUGACGAUAGACCGAUAUCAAGCCAUCUGCAACCCCAUGGUGACUUUCCAGAAGCGCAGGGCGCGCUGGAACGGUCCGGUGUGCGCCGCCUGGUUUAUCUCUCUCAUCGGCAGUGUCCCGCAGAUCUUCAUCUUCUCUCGGGUCGAAGUCGCGCCCGGUGUGUACGACUGCUGGGCGCAGUUCAUCAAACCGUGGGGACCGAGAGCCUACGUGACCUGGACGACUCUCGUGAUAUUCGUCCUGCCUAUUCUCAUGGUGAUCGUGUGCCAGGUGCGCAUCUGCCGCACCGUGCGCAUCAACUUUCACAUGAAGACACAGCACGUCGCAGAGGCGGCCAGUAAGUCGCUGUCCUCCAGGGCCAGCAGCGUGGCAGGGGUGUCCAAGGCGAGGGUGAAGACGGUGAAGAUGACCGUGGUCAUCGUGCUCGCUUACAUCAUCUGCUGGGCGCCUUUCUUCACCGCGCAGCUCUGGUCUGUCUGGGACGUUGUGCCGCCCACUCAGACUGCAACCUUCACCAUCUUGAUGCUUCUGGCCAGUCUCAACAGCUGUGCGAACCCCUGCAUUUACUUGCUGUUCAGCGGGAAGCUGCCCAAGUCGCUCAUGGCCCUGAUGUGUGACGGUCAGCCCGAUAUGAAGGAGUCCAUCCAGGAAGACGCCACCAUGGUCAGCUCCCUGUACAUCAGCCUUAAGAGUAUAUCGGACUGCAAAUAAAAGUACUGAAGCCUAGGACACUUGUCUCACCUCAGGCCAGCCUGGUGAACAUGGUAUAAAACAUGGAUCCCUUGGAGAAAGACUGACACCCUCUAAUAUCUGUGAGGACGAAUAUUAUAACAGAACUACAGCUCGCUGUUGUUAGAGAAAUGAACAAUCUAUGAAAUGCUUUCAUGCUGAAACCACACGAGUCUUAACAGGGACGUUACAGAGAAACAGUAAGUGUGAUACAGUUGCUAUAAAGUCACUUUUAUACUUUUGCAGUGUUAAAGGAUUACUGUAGAAUUUUACCAACACUUUAUAUGAAGAUACUUAUAUUGAACAUUAACUAGUUGCUUAUUAGCAUGCAUAUUAGUAGCAUAUUGGCUCUUCAUUAGUCAUUAUAAAGCCCUUAUUCUGAUGACUGUAUUCUAUAGGCCAUUAACUAAGAGUCUUGCCUCACCAACCCUCUGCAUUUCUGCUUAUUGAUUGUAUGGAAGUUGUUCCACAUGCAUUAUGAGUUGUUAUAAUUAUAAGGUGUAGUACCACAAGAGUAGUCACUUAAUACAUAUGGUCUAUUCUUCUGUAACAAAACCAAAACCACAAGUGUUAAUAGUGUCAACAUAACUCUAAACUAACUCUUUCUAGCACCAGAUAUAUCCUCCAAAUAUGUUCUAAUGUGAGGCCUUGCUCAUAACUAAUUCACUAGUAUUCUGACACUUAUUAACCCACAUAGGUUCCCUUUCUGAAGUUGCCUCCUCUUAACACUUAGUAAAUCCAUUAUAGCACACAACUUAUACAAUUAACAGACCCUGUGCUUAUGUGAUGGGUUACAAAGCUAUUAAGAUGUUCUGCCUGGUCACUAACAGGGGAACACCGUCUAAAUUAAUAUUCUAAUAAGUUAUUUCCAUGGCCUAGGAAGGUUCAGUCAAUAUUUGUGAACAUGAGCAGCUCUCUCAAAGCCACAAAAGAGAGGAGAAAGUCUCAAACUCGCGAUGUCACCAAGUAUAAAGUCUGGAGCUGUGAACCCACAAACUGUUCAAAAUGACCUUUAUUCUGUUGUAGUGUUCUCAGUUCCAAUAGACAAAAUAUACUCACAACAUUCUUCUGGGUGCUCUCAGUGUCAACUACAACAUCUGUCCCAGUUCACUGUGUAUAGAGGGGCUUCAGACUUAAUAUGCUGAUGACAUCACAAAUUUGAGUGUCCAGGACCGUAAGGGAAAUGAGAGUGAUUUUUUAAUUCAUUUAUUUAUUUAUAAUUCUAUAAUUCUGAAAAUUGGUGUAGUUCCCCUUAAGUAGUUGUAUGCUAUAGCAUAUUUACUAAGUGUGAAUAGAGGAUAACUUUAGAAUAGGAAACCUGUGUGGGUUACAAGUGUGACAAUAGAGGUGAAUUAGUUAUGAGCAAGACCUCACUUUAAGAUGGAGAAUAUAUUUAAAAUUAAAAAGACUUAAUUUAGAGUUAAUUGGACACUAUGAACAUUUAUCGUUUUGCCACAUAAGAAUAGACCAUAUUUAUUAAGUGUUAUUCAGGUAGAAUGACUAUCCUUGUGGUACUACCACCUUGUAAGGCCCAUACAGAGCAAAGCAUAUUUAGAUCAUAAUUCAUGAGCAACAACUUCCUUACUUACUAACAGUAAGCAGAAUUAGGAGGUUACUGAGGGAAACCUGUCAGUUAAUGGCCUGGUUAAGAACAUUGUCAUACAGAAUUAGGCAUUAAUAAGAGCUUUAUAAUGACUAUUAAUGAGUCAGUGUGCUACUAAUAUGCACGCUAAUAAGCAACUAGUUCAUGCUGAAUAUAUGUAUCUUCAUAUAAAGUGUUGCCUACAAAUAUCUACAGUAAUACAGCAACUAGCGACUAUAACAACUGUUUUUAGCCAUUAGUUAUAUGGUUCAAGAGAUGACAGUGUUGGUCAGUCACUUUGGCCCUGACUGAAAUAUCUAAACGACUGGAUGAAUUUCCAUGAAAUUUUGUACAGACAUGCAUGUUCCCAAGAGGAUGAAUCCCAAAGACAGUCAUGAUCCCUUGACUUCCCCUUCCCAUAGUGCUACCAGCAGGUCAAAGUUUUCACUUGUCCAGUGAAAUAUCUCAACAUCCACUUGAUGGAUUGGCACGAAACGAACAGACAUUCAUGGUUUCCAGAGGAUGAAUCCUACUGACUUUGUUAUUUCCCAGCACCACCAUGAGGUUCACAUUUGUGAUUUCAAAUGAAGCUGUCAAUUUCUUUGGUUAAUGACUAAAUACCUGCAAAACCAGUAACAUUCCCAUCAGACUCAGGUGUACUUUGUGUUUAGUACUUAUCAGGAAAUGUUGCAAGCAUGCUAACACACUAAACUAAGAUGGUGAACAUGGUGCACAUUGUAUCUGCUUAACAUGUUAGCAUUGUCAAUAUGAGCAUGUAAGUGUGCUGAUGUUUGCAUUUAGCACAAAGCCUUUUUACAUCCUCACAGAGCCGUUAGCACAGCACAACAUGGAUCAGGUUAUUUUAUCAGAAAGACAUAAAUAUUAACAAGAAUCAUGAAACAGACACCAUUUGCAUUAAAGUUGUUAGUAUAUUUCAUUCUGUGUAAUGUUUGUUUGUGUAACAGUUGAACUUGUGAAAUGAUGAGAAAUAAUUCUAUAAUUUUUAAUAAUUCAUCUAUGUGCUGUGUGAUCUUAAAGUGUUUCAUUCAAAUGUCAAUGUGGUUUCUCUUGUUAAAUGUAGCAGUUCACAUGUGUUGUAUGCCCUUUAGGUUAAAUUUAAUUAUUGAGUUUACAUCUGUAUAUAUGAUCAUAUAUGAUAUGUGUUAGUUGUUGGCUAAAAUAGUCAGUUGUCACACAACAGACGAGUCUGUGUUUGUUAAGUAACUUCAAAUAUGCAGCAAGAUGCUCAGUGAUCAGUGUUACAUGUUUACAUUCUUCAAAGACCUUUUUCUCUCAGCCCAUGAGGAGUGAUGAUUUCUGAGG